Molecule: messenger RNA, 1087 nt
Organism: Oppia nitens
Lineage: Eukaryota; Metazoa; Arthropoda; Arachnida; Sarcoptiformes; Oppiidae
Product: cytochrome P450 3A19-like
Exons: 6
Coding region: 1-1047 (348 amino acids)
Molecular function (GO): oxidoreductase activity, acting on paired donors, with incorporation or reduction of molecular oxygen; monooxygenase activity; iron ion binding
Source: RefSeq, a predicted model, not a curated record
AUGACAUUAUCAUUUACGACUUCUAAAUUGAGAAAAAUGAUUCCAUCGAUUAGCAAUUGUCUUAAGAAUUUAGAUAAAAAAAUGGUGGGUUUUGGUACAAAUGUAGACUCUUUUGACGAUUCAAAUCCAAUAGUAAAAAAUAUAAAAGAAUUACUUGGCUAUAAUCCUAAUCUAAUAUUAGUACAAUUUGCACCAAAAUUGGCUAAACUAUUAAAACUAUCACAUUAUAAAAGCCGAAACAUUUUGUUUAUGCGGGAUCUAAUUGACCGGAUUAGUCAAAAUAGACAACAAUUGUUGGCCAAUGGAGACGAAACCGAACCGACAGACUUUUUGCAGAUUUUGAUUAAUUCAAGUCAAGAUUUAAACAACGAUAAAACAAACGAUAAAUAUUUAACAAGCGACGAAAUGAUAGCCCAAUGUAUAAUGUAUUUUGUGGCCGGAUAUGAGACAACUACGAAAACUAUAUCAAUGGUUAUCUAUAAUAUAGCCAACAAUCCUGAUGUCCAGCAAAAACUUUAUGAAGAGGCCAAACAAUAUUUCAUUGAAAAUAAAGUGAUUGAAUUCGAUGCUAUAAAAAAACUAAAAUACUUGAACGCAGUUAUAUCGGAAACUUUGCGUUUGUAUCCAGUGGUACCGUUUAUUGAUCGUACGGCUAAUCGAGACUAUAAGUUAGGAGGUGGCAAUGAUAGUAGUAGUAGUAAUAGUGAUGCGAUAAUAUCGGGAAAACCAAUAACUGUUCCCAAAGAUACUAUAGUACACAUACCUAUUUGGUCGAUACACCAUGAUCCAACACUAUUCAAUGAUCCCGAACAGUUCAAACCGGACCGUUUUUUGGACGUACAUCAUAAUCCAUAUGCUUAUUUACCGUUUGGCCAUGGACAACGUAAUUGUCCCGGUAUGCUUUAUGCACUUUUGGUUAUUAAGAUAGCAGUACUACAAUCAGUCUACAAAUACAAGUUUCACCCGUCAAAUGAUUCACUUCAAAUAGAUUUUAUUGCUCUACUAAUGGUUGUCAAAGAAGUGAUGAUAUCAUUUGAAAAACACUGACCACCCAUACAGGUGCCGCCUGUAUUAUACAGGAAAGUUG